Molecule: messenger RNA, 739 nt
Organism: Lathyrus oleraceus (garden pea)
Lineage: Eukaryota; Viridiplantae; Streptophyta; Magnoliopsida; Fabales; Fabaceae
Exons: 3
Coding region: 166-429 (87 amino acids)
Source: RefSeq, a predicted model, not a curated record
AAUUAAUUGAUUUACUUUCGAUAAACAGUUAGCUUCAUUUGACCGAACAAGGAGAGGACGGAAACAACACAGAGAGAUUCAAGGAUCUCGACCCAUUCUUUAAUCCCCAUUUUCAGAAAAACAGUGAGAAAAUAGCUAUCAUUAUUUAACCUAAUGAAUGAAUGAAUGAUAACACCGCCAUCAUUACUUUCUCUCACCCUUGACUCAGCCGUUCACAAUCUCUCCGACAUCUCCGAUCUCUCUCCCAUCCCUGAUCACAUCCUCCUCGAUCUCUUCCUUAGAAUAUUGAAAGCAGGAAAACUGACUGAAAAAGUUCUCAAACUGUUUAUAGCAACCGGUAAGGACGAAGUAAUCUCACUUGUUCAGGCAUUGAAUAUUCAACAUAUUCUCACCCCUGUGCUUCCUACCAGAUGUUCUGAGAAAUUCUAAGAUAAAAUUGAAAGUAUAGUUAGAAGUUUGCAUCCAACUCAUCAGUUUUAAAGUAAGGAGACCAAUCUAGACUUUCGGUUUGCGAAAUCAUCUGAACUGUAUCCCUCAAAAGAUGUCUCAAGCAAUUAUCAACGACAACGAAGUUGACAUUGUGAUUGGUGCACUAAACUCUGACCUAACAACUUUCAUGAAUGAAUGGAAGCCAGUUUUCUCUCGUUUCCACCUGAUAAUAGUCAAAGACCCUGACCUCAAUGGAGAACUCCGAAUUCCUGAUGGAUUUAGUGUAGAUGUCUAUACAAAAUCUGAAAUU